AUGAUUUACGGCAUCGAGCCCCUGUCUUCAUUUGGGCACGAGCCAUUGACGGCAACCGCAACUGAACAAAUCACGGCCACGCUCCACGCCUAUGGGGCGGCUCUGAAAAGUCGCAACGUGGGGGAAGCAGUCUCGCUCUACACCAGCGAUGGUGUGAUCCUGGCACCGCACUUCCCAGCAAGCGUGGGUGCACAGGCCCUGCACGACUCGUACACGCGGAUCUUCUCCAGCGUUCAGCUCAAUAUCUCGUUCCAUAUCGAGGAAAUUGUGGUGCAGUCGGACGAAUGGGCGUUCGCACGGACCACCGCCGAGGGUUCCAAGACGAUGCUGAAGACGCAGGAAACAGAGUCACACUCCAACCAGGAGCUCUUCCUCAUGAAGGUAGAGGGUGGACAGUGGAAGAUUGCAAGAUACGCAUUCUCGAGCAUGAAGCCACUGGUGCAAAACGGGGUCCGGAGAAGCUAA
Molecule: messenger RNA, 465 nt
Organism: Grosmannia clavigera kw1407
Lineage: Eukaryota; Fungi; Ascomycota; Sordariomycetes; Ophiostomatales; Ophiostomataceae
Product: ketosteroid isomerase-like protein
Exons: 2
Coding region: 1-465 (154 amino acids)
Source: RefSeq, a predicted model, not a curated record